GGGUUGGUGGGGUCAGAAAGAGCGGGGGCUCCUUGUUCCGGGACCGCUGGGGGUGCGGGGCGCCUGGGGUGCAGGCCCCAGAACAGAUUUCUGAUCUCUAACCUUGCUGUGAUCAUUGUGAUGGAACAAGGAAAAGAAUUGUUGGUCUCAGAUUCUAAUGGCUUCAUGGAGAAGGAGAGUUUGAAAAGUCCCUUUACAGGAGAUGAAAGUAAGAAUAAUUUGGAAACUUUUCAUCACAAUAAUUCUAAGGCACAUAAAAAGCUAGCUUCAAAAUGGUCUGAAAGAAUUGGCUUACAAAAUUCUGAUCAUGAAGAUGCAAAAGAAAUGCCAUUGACUUGGUCUCAAGAUGAGAUUUGGUGUCAUGAUUCCUGUGAGAAUAAUGUCAAGUCAAAGAACUGGAGAAAUUCUAAAGGGAAAAAAGAGGAAAACCCCAAUCUUCAGGAAUGGUACCCAAGAGAAGAUGCCAGUGCCUCUGUCCAGCAGAAGUCAUCCUUUGGAGACAAACCCUACAAAUGUCCUGAAUGUUGGAAAAGCUUCAAUAAUAGCUCUCAUUUGCGUACUCACCAGAGGACCCACUCAGGAGAAAAGCCUUAUAAGUGCUCUCAGUGUGGGAAAUGCUUCUGUAACAGUUCUCAUCUGAUUCAGCAUCUAAGAAUGCACACAGGAGAGAAGCCCUACCAGUGCGGUGAAUGUGGGAAAAGCUUCAGCAAUACUUCCCAUCUGAUUAUUCAUGAGAGAACUCACACGGGAGAGAGGCCCUAUAAAUGUCCUGAGUGUGGGAAGUGUUUCAGUAGCAGCUCUCACCUUAUUCAGCAUCACAGAACACAUACAGGUGAAAAACCAUAUGAAUGUCCUGUUUGUGGAAAAGGUUUCGGCCACAGCUAUGUCCUAAUAGAACAUCAGAGGACUCACACUGGGGAAAAACCUUACAAGUGCCCUGAUUGUGGGAAGAGUUUUAGUCAGAGUUCCAGCCUGAUACGUCACCAGCGGACACACACAGGUGAGAAACCCUACAAAUGUCUUGAGUGUGGAAAAAACUUUGGUUGUAAUUCUACUCUAAUAAAGCAUCAGAGAAUACAUACAGGAGAAAAACCCUAUCAGUGUCCAGAAUGUGGGAAGAAUUUUAGUCGAAGUUCAAACCUCAUUACACACCAGAAAACACAUACAGGAGACAAAUCCUGUGAAAGUGCUGAAUAUGAAGAAAGUUUGAGUCAGAACUGCAGUGUGGUAGAAGAAUGCAGAAUCCAGCCAGGAGAGAAACCAUAUAGAUGUUGUGAAUGUGGAAAGAGUUUUGGCCUUAGCUCCCAUCUCAUUAGACAUCAGAGAACACACACAGGAGAAAAACCUUACAGGUGUUCUGAGUGCUGGAAAACUUUCAGUCAGAGUUCCACGCUGGUGAUUCACCAAAGGACACACACAGGAGAGAAACCUUAUAAAUGUCCUGAUUGUGGUGAAUGCUUCAGUCAAAGUUUUAACCUUACCAGGCACCGGAGAACCCACAUAGGAGAAAAACCUUACAGAUGUACCGACUGUGAGAAAUGCUUCAGUAGAAGUGCCUACCUCAGUCAGCACCGGAAAAUUCACAUAGAAAAGUCUGUUGAGUUUUCCUUUGAAUGGAAAAACCAUUCAAAGGAAAUGCCUCUUAUACCUUCAUUUUCAGUCUCAAAUUUAUCUUCUUCCUAAGUCCCAAAGCCUGGUUGUUCCCCCUGCCCAGUUGGACCAUUAGGGUUUAAGGUAUUCUGUGAUUAUUGGGCUAUAAAGUUUCUUUUGUGUGUUUGUCAAAACAUUUGGAAAAUGUCAGCCUUCUGGCCUAGAGGCUGGGAAGAUCCCAGAUCACCAGGUUACUGGAUCUGUCCGUGAGAGGUAUUCCCAAGGGUGAAGAAAAAGAGAAAAAAAAUUUUUUUUAAUUUAAGGUAAGAUAGAAAUAGAGUCAAAGGAACACAUAAAGAGUGAUCCUAUGAGUAAGCAACAGGACAGGUGAAAACUAGAAGCUAGUAUUGUUAUUUUACCUUAUUUUCUUUUGCCUUAUUGGGUAGAGACAGACCAUUACUGGCCUCAGGUGUUUAUUCAGAGAAAGGAUCUUUUUGACCAAAUAAUGUGAUAUCCUGGAUGUUUUCUUGGGUCUUAAAAGAUUCAUAUUUUAAAAUACAUUUUUAUUCACUAAAAAUUAUCUUACAGCAUUUAUAACUGUGCUGCCCGAUACCAUAGCUUCUAGCCAUAUGUGGCUAUUUAAAUUUAUAUUAAUUAAUUUAUAUUUAGAUAAAUGCAAUUUUAAAUGCAGUUCCCUAGUCACACUAGCUACUUGCUAAGUGCUCAGUAGCGACAUGUGGCUAGUGGGUGCUGUAUUGGGUAUUAUGGAAGGUUUUUUCUUUCAGGAUCAUCAUUCUUGACUCAUAAAUAUUUCCUACGAGACUGUAGGAAUAUGCUGUGUGGUUUUUGCUCUCCAAAAGGAAUUGCAAUAAAGAAUAGAGAUGGUAUAGAGUUUUGAAGGUGCUAAGUCUAAGAGUUAUCAUUUAUGUGCAGCCAACUGCAUUUUCUAGUGAAUUUCUUGACCAAAGUCAGAAUACAUGUAGUAGGUAAGAUUCCUGAAUUCUGUUUGUAAAUUUUUGGCAGAGUCUUUUCUGGGAGUUUUCCCAUUGUGUAAUUCCUGCUCAGCUCAGGAACUGUUUUUUUGUUUGUUUUUUGUUUUUUGCUUGUUUUUUGUUUUUCUAAUAAUGAACCCACCAAUUCUGAGCCAGUGACCAAGGACAGUUUGCCAGUGGACACUGAGAUUCCUUAGCUCCUGCACUGGCAGUUUUCUUUGGCCUCUUAACAUACUUGGUAUGUGGGUCUCAUAACUGAGAACUCACCUUCCCUACUCAUCUGUACUAUGGCAAAAAUGCUUUGGAAAAUUUUAGAUAUGUCAUAUUCUCUCUCUCCCAACUUUUCUCCUAGUGCAAAAGGCAGAGGGGUAGGAAGGUUAGGACUCCUCAGUUGCCCAUGAUUUCAUCUCACUUUUGAAUUCACAGUAUAUUUUAUUAAGAAUAUGUAGAGAUGUGUAUUAGGAAUGUGGAGCCAGUUGUGGCUGCUGCAAAGGGCUGUGACUAGAGGGGAAUUGUGUUGCAUGGGGAUUGUUUCAUUUUUCAUGAUUGAAUUGUCUGGUUUUGGAUUGUUAUAUUAUUUAAAAAUAAAGCAAAAGCUAACAAAUGAAGAUAUUUAAGAAGUAUUUGGGGGUGAUUGACACUAUUGGACAUCGUUGGCUUUUAUGUGGGUCUCACUUAAGCAUCUUUCAGCCUUGAAUGUUAUAUAGUAUUUGCCAAAUUUUCUUAAAUUUUAAUAGUAUCUCAGGACAAGAUUUUAGAGUAUUUUUUUUUUUUUUUUUUUUUACUACGGACAUCUAAGAGCACUCUCCUCUUCCAGCAAAGUUAAAAUUAAGUCAAAGCUGAGGAUGGUCCAAAGGGUGGGGCUUGGUUAUAGGGAUACAGAUGGAAUCAGAAUGCCUGGCUUGGUGGGCUUGUAGCCACUUCCAGGCAGAGGUAGCUUGUGCGUGCUAAGAUGGUCAGGUUUCUGUUCUAACACUGCUUAAGUCGGAUAAGUCAGUACAUAUUUUCGCAUUUGACAGAUUAAGAGAUGGAAAGGAAGCUUGGUUGCAAAUUGACCGUGAUUGAUUUUGGGCCAUGCUAAGUCAUAAAUAAAUGUUCACAUUAAGAAGACAUUCAUUGGUUAAGCUGGGCUUGGUUCACACCUAUAUGCAGGUGGAUCGCUUGAGCUCAGGAGUUUGAGCUCAGCCUGGUAAGAGUGGCAGUCUUUCUCUACUAAAAACAGAAAAAUUAGCCAGGCAUUAUGGUGGGCACCUGAAGUCCCAGCUACUCAGGAGGCUGAGGCAAGAGGAUCACAUAGACCCAGGAGUUUGAGGUUGCUGUGAGCUAUGAGGUCACAGCACUUUAGUCUGGGAUAACAGAGUGAGACUGUGUUCCCCCUAAAAAGAAGGCAUUUGUUGGUGAAGGCAUUCGUUGAUAAAUACAGGUGAAAGAUUUUCUACUUUAGCAUUGUUUAUUUUCUGAACAUUAAGUAAUAUAUAGAAGUAUGAAGACCAAAAUUAAAAUGACCCCUAAUUUUCUCCAGGGAUUACUCACUGUGAAAGUUCCGGGGUAUUUCCCAACAGCCUCUUUUCUAAGUGUAUGAAUAAACGCUUUAAAAAUUAGAUCAUUCAGUAUAUGAAUAUGUAUAGUAUUGUGUUUUGAUAUUUUUCUUCAUAUUGUUUGUCAUUUUACUGAUUUUAGAAAUAUUAUUAUUGCCUGAGUAAAAGCAAGACCCAUCUCUACUAAAAAGAGAAAAACUAGUCAGGCAUGGUGGUGGGUGCCUGUAGUCCCAGCUACUCUGCAGUCAGAGGCAUGAAGAUCACUUGAGCCCUAGAGUUUGAGGUUGCUGUGAGUGAUGACACCACAGAACUCAACCCCCUAAGGUGACAGAGUGAGACUCUGUCUCAAAACCAACAAACAAUAAAUAAUAGAAAUAUUUAUUAUGAAGCCUGGUAUAGUAGCUUGAGCCUAUCAUCCCACCUAGUUGGGAGGCUGAGGCAAAAGGAUCACUUGAGAGUAGGAGUUUGAGACCACUCUAGGCAAUACAGUGACACCCUAUCUCUAAAAAAUGAAAUAAAAUCAUUAUGAUAAGACAUUUUUAAUGUCUUCAUGAUGAUAUUACACUGAAUGGAUGUGCCCUAACAAUUUAAUUAUCCUAGAGUUGGGCAUUUGUAUUGUUUCUAUUUGUUUACUAUUAAAAAUAAUAAACUCUGAUGUGAACAGAGUUUUUUGGUUGUUUUGUUUUGGUGUUGGGUUAGUGAUUAUUUAGUUUAGUUUUGCUUUUCUUUUUUGUAUGCAAAUCUUAGUGUAUGUGUGUAAUUAUUUUCUCAGGGUGAAUUUCCAGAGGUAGGAUUAUUAAAUCAAAGGUCAUAAAUGAUUUUAAAGGCUUAUUGGUCAGUUGCCUUCCAGAAAUUUCAUCAAUUUAAAUUACUACAGUGAAAUAAUUUUGUUCGACACCUUUUCAGAGGGGAUGGAGAAAAGUAAAUCAUAUGUAAAAAAAAAAGUAUAAUAUAUUACUGUAAUUCAAAGCAGUAAUAUAUUAAUGUAUUACAUUAAUACAAGGUGGACAUACAGUUCAUGUGCUAUUUAAAAUAGUUUAACAUAGUAAAUUACACACAAACUUUAUGGACAUCCUGUAUAUUAAGAUCUAGGGAAAUGAAAUACUGCUCCAAGCCUGAAGUGCUAAGAGAAGGAAUGGUUGAGGAAGGAUCUGGCUAGUUCAGUAUGUAUUGCCAUUGCCACCUGAUUCAGAAAAUGAAGUGCACCCCAAAAGUAGGAGACUCAGUUCAAUUCAGGUUUGGCCAAUGGGUAUCUUUUAGUUUGUAAAAUUCAUGUUGUGAAGGUUGAUUACACAAAAUGGAGUCAUUUAUAUCAUACUCAACCAAAAUGGGGUCUGGAGGCCAUGGGGAAGGCACCCAGGUUACGUCCAGCUGUACUAGAAACUGUUUUGGCAAUUCAGUGGAAAAACCACAGAGACCUAACUGUAUAAGGUUUUUGAAGGGGUCUCUGAAAAGCAAAACUUGCAGCCCCUGUCUGUUAUUCAGAAGGAAGUCUGUAAAGCAGAGAACAACCCUGAGGGAACUAGUUAAAACUGACAAAGCACAGGGCCAGAGAAGAUUAAGGUAGGAAUGAGCUUAUUCAAAGGCAGAUGAAACAACAGGGCAGGGGGUGCCUGUGUAGACUGAGAGGGGGUUGUGAGAAGGGGGGGGUGUCAUUUUUUUUGCAGAGUGAAUGAUGCGUGUCUGAGACUGAUUCCACAACAGAUGCUGAUCUUGUGCCAGGGUGAAAGCACAUGUAGUGAUAGUAAAAUGGAGUCGGGCAGGCUCCAUGACGCAGCUGGUCUGGUUGGUUAGGUCCUGCCUGACCUUCACUGUCUCCCAUUCUUAGAGUUUUGUAAAUUUAGCUCCCACCCUAACGAUGCCUACUUUGAGUAAUUUAGAUGGAUUGAUUUAGGAGAUUGUUGGAGGGCCUAACACAGCCACACACAAACCAUUUUCCCCACCUCCUCCUCCUCUUCUCCUAAAACAAAGACACAGAGGAUCUUGCUAGCUCCACCCCCCAGAAGUUCUCAGGGAACGACCCUAACAUUCCUGGAAUGCUGUGGAAUGUGCCCACCACCCAGGGUUCCAAGUAAAAGUGGUCUCUAACUGCCCCUGGGUGCAGAUGCUAGCUUUGCACCGUCCAGGUGGGUCACUCUCCCCUUUCCAUAAACCUGGCCUGGACAUCUCUGUGGCCUUAUCUCUGGGCACCACUGUUUAUACCUUUCAGAGAUUAACUCUUGAAUUAGAAUGUUGUAAUAGGUCACUGAAUUAUGCUACAAGUUAAUGUGAUCUUUGCUUUGAACUAUGCAAAUUAAUAAAGAAUACCAUAUUGGAAAAAGGGUAGCUUUGGGUAUAUAAGAAGUAGAAAUUUGAGUGAAGAUUGGUGAGCCAUUUUAGCCACCCCUUUACUGUUAAGCCUUGUCUUAACUUUUGCAGAGCAUUUUUAUGUCUUAUCAAUAAACUCUGAAUACUCUACUGUGGUGUGUACUCUUUAUUUCAUCACGAUUGUCCUGUCUACCCAGAAAGGGUAUUUCAACUGAAAGACUCUGGGCAGGGUACACCCUGGAGUGCCUCCUUGAAAGAAAUGUGGAUGGAGUGCCCUUAAGGGUGGCAAAUAGGUUUUCUUUUAUCUGGCUGUCUUUUCACAAAGGACGGUCAGCCAUCCUACUGUGUUUUUAUGGAUCUGUUAGUGGUGUGUCUUUCAAUUCUUUGGCCACCCAAGAACCCGCUGUUUAAGCUCCAGCACGCUUUCAACAUCUUAUCAGGUGUAACUGCUGAUAUUCAUCGAUCAAAACCAGCUGGCUCCUGGAAGACACUGCUAGCACCAAUGAAAUAUCUUUCAAAACAACUUGCCUUCCUCUUUCCCCAAUAAAAUUUCAAACUUUCCUUUUGGUCUUGAGACACUCCUAAUGGCUACACUGGUCUGCAUGUGUCUGUUAUGGAAAGCUCAGCACUUGUCCAUGAAGCUGCAUCAGAAGAACAAGAACAAGUGGUUGAAGAAGGAAAGAGAAGUUUAUUACUCUGCUGGCAAAGAAGAAAAAAUGGAGGACUAUUGUCUCAAAGUCCAAAUUUCCCAUACAUGAGCGGAAACAGCUUUUAUAGGGAGUGCCUUCAGUUCUAGGCUAUUGUUAUUUAACUGCAGUUAAUGAUUCUAAUGCCCAUUUCAGCUAUGACCUCCCUCCUCCUGAGAAGCCUACUGGGACCUCCCCUACAACAGGCCUCCAGACAGUUCAGCUACCCAUCUCCUGCAGCACAAAGAACAAAAGAUGUUCCUCUUCCCCUCAGGACCCGAAGAAGAGACCCAGGUCUCAGUUCCCAAAAACAGUUGGGGAAGUGUUAUAGAGAUUGCCCAUUCCUUCUGGUUAUGUUCUGAAUUGCAACUCUUGUGUAUUCCCAAAUAAACUCUUCGCUUAGAGAUCCAUCUCUAUAUAUUAUUUCAAGUUAACAAUGUUGAAGAAAAAGCAGAAGGAAGAGUUAUGGAAAGAGAGCAAAUACAACUGCUCAGAAGACUAGAACCCUCGUCUUUGCAAUCAUACUGCCAUCAACACUGAAAAGCUUGUAUUUUUGGCUGCAUGGAUUAGUGUUUUUCUCAGGGACCAAAAAAAAAAAAAAAAAAAAAAAUCAGUAUGAGGAGGAGGAAAAGAAAAGUAAGGUAUUGAGAGCACAUGUGGUGGAAAUAAGAUGAAGUCUGUCAGGCUAGGGCCAACAUGAAGCAGCUGGUCUGGUGGGUCCAGGUCCUCCCUGACCUUCACUCCCUGUCUCCUCUUCUCACUGUCUCAUAAAUUUAACUCCCACCUGGAAGGAGUCUAUCUUGAAUAGGUGGAUUGAUUCAGGAGAUUGACUUUUGAAUUGAACUGUUGCUUUGGGUUGUGAGUCAUACUGAUUAUUGUUUACUAUGGGUCAUGGGGUUCUGCUGAUUAUUGUUUAAGAUAAGGAACUUAAAUGUAUAAAACUGUAAUGUUGAAAAUGGAAAAUUAGAACUGUCUCCGAGAGGCUACUCUCACUGUUCUCCAGAAUCCCGGUCUUCUGACAAAAUUCAGUGGACCUAUCCCUGUCUCUGCGUAUUGGCUGACAGUGAUAGGCGGCCCAACCCUCUUCAUCAGGUAACAGCAUGAUUAUUGACAUUGACAAUUAGAGGUAAUACCUGGUUAUUCCCACUAAUUCUUCUUUUUUUGUUGUUGCAGUUUUGGCCAGGGCUGGGUUUGAACCCACCACCUCCGGCAUAUGGGGCCAGCGCCCUACUCCUUUGAGCCACAGGAGCUGUCCCCCCCACCCCACCCCCCACUCAUUCUUCAAACCUGGGCUUAAAAGUAACUUAAUCUGCACCAAGCACACUACCUGAUACUGUUACAGGAAGAUGAGGCCCAAUGGAGAGAAAGAGCACCCAAACACCACGUUUACAGGAGGAAGGGCUUUAUUCACCAGCCAGGAGCUUACGGCAUAGAAGAAUUCCAAAUGGCCACACUCCCCGACUGGCUUGGUCUUUCCCUUUUUAUCAACAGUCAAAAAGUUCCACCCCACAGGUACCCAUUGGCCAGUUUGAAUCAAGCGGGAGAUGCUACUCCAGCCCCUACAGAACUACAGGAUUUCACAGAACUUGGAAAUUUCCGCAUUCCAGGAAGUUAAGUUUACAAAUUCCCAAGAGCUGAGUCACCAUGGAGAGGACCUUGCAAGAGUAUCCUUGUGGUCUCCUUGAGAAGACCUGUUCUCCUAAACCUCACCCUUCUCGGAUAUCCUCUCUCAACACAAAAUAGAUACUUGCUACUUGUUACUUACUUAUUACAUUAAAUUAGAAUUAAUAUGCCCUCUCUGGCUUUAUGAGCCAAAAAAGGAGAAAAAGAAAGCAAAAAUAAAGUUCCAAAUAAAGUUUCUUACUUGCAACUAGAAUUUGAAGAAGAUUAUAUAAAUGCUGAGAAAAUAUCUAUUAUAUGAUUUGAGUUAAAAAAGUCUUUGGAUAAAGUGGUGAGUAAGAAAGUUUUGAGAGUUUCAAACUAAUGUAUUUCUAAUGUGUUUCAUAUAAAAAGUGAAAUGGGAAUUGCCUAAUUUGCUACUAAAAGGGAGGUGGAGGACAAAAUGAAAAAAAGGAAAAGUUGUAUUCAAUACAUUGAAACCGGCUUACCAUACAUCAAAUGCUGAAUAUGUAACUGUGAAUAAGACAUGAUCCUUGGCUUACAGAGUUGAAUCCUCUAGAAUAGGAUAUGUGAACAGAUAAUUAAUGCAAAAUUGGCCACUGCCACAAUGAAGAGGUGGAGUUAUGAAAACUUAAAGAAAAACAGAUGAUGAUUAAUCUGGAUCUUAAGGAAGGGAUAGUUGAAGAAAGGGGGGAAGACUUUUUCCCACAUGGGGAAUGGCACUUAAGAUACAGGGUGUCAAUAGAAAAGAAACCAUAAUCUGUAAAAUAAAGAGGUUUAUUCUGAGCCAAAUUUGAGGACUGUGGCCCAGAGCCAUGUCCAAGAAACCUUUAGCAAGUGGACUUGUUGUGGUGGGGUUAUAGUUUGGUGUUAAACAUUUCAGGGAGACAGGAAUUACAGGUAAAGUCAUAAAUCAAUAUCUGGAAGGUGUACAUUAGUUUGGCCUGAAAAGGUAGGACAUUUGAAAGUGGGGGACUUACAGAUUAUAGGGGGUUUAAACAUUCUUUAGCUGAAAAAGUGAGACUUUGUCUAAUAUACCAGGAGUCAGUGAAAAGAAAUGCUGAUUUAAGACAAAGAUCUAUAAAUCAGAGACAAACUACAGGACAUAUGCCCAGAGGAGUGAUUGUGUAUGUUGAGGACCUGCAGAUAUAUCUGUUAAUGAAUCACAAAGGACAUCUCUAGGAAGGGAGGAGGAUAUGAUGUCUGAUCUCCUUGUUCAGGGCUAGAAACUCAGUUUUACUCCUAGGCCAGGAAGGGGCCCAGUCAGCCACGGAUGGAGGAGGGAGCCUUAAGAAUUGAUUUUAGUUAACAAGGGCUAACCUGCUGUGCCAGACUAAAGGGACAGUGACAUCAGAGGUGCUUAAGCAAGGGAAUAGAAAGUGAAUCUUUGUUAACUUUUUUUUUUUUUUUUUGAGACAGAGUCUCAAGCUGUUGCCCUGGGUAGAGUGCUGUGGCAUCACAUCUCACAGCAACCUCAAACUCUUGGGCUAAAGCGAUUCUCUUGCCUCCGCUCCCAAGUAGCUCAGGCGCCCACCACAACACCCAGUCACUUUUCGGUUGUAGUUGUUGUUUGGCAGGCCCGGCUGUAUUUGAACCUGCCAGCUCCAGUGUAUGUGGCUAAUGCCCUAGC
This is a messenger RNA of Nycticebus coucang (slow loris), 10363 nucleotides long. It is a transcript of the gene ZNF572, whose product is annotated as zinc finger protein 572. Lineage: Eukaryota; Metazoa; Chordata; Mammalia; Primates; Lorisidae. Gene Ontology annotation, molecular function: DNA-binding transcription factor activity, RNA polymerase II-specific; RNA polymerase II cis-regulatory region sequence-specific DNA binding. The transcript is spliced from 5 exons. Gene Ontology annotation, biological process: regulation of transcription by RNA polymerase II. Bases 121 to 1683 code for a protein of 520 amino acids. The record is from RefSeq and is a predicted model, not a curated record.